UAAAAACACUUUUUGCGUUCGCCUACUCGCACUGUUCGUUUUUUUAAUUGUAUUUAUAUCGAAUCGUACAGAGUAAACAAAAUGCCGCAUUUUAGAAUCGAAACAAAUGUACCGAAAUCUAAAAUACCCACGGAUUUUGUCACGAAAGUUGUGCCGGUUCUUGCUAAAGCUCUCGGGAAGCCGGAACAGUACUGUGUAGUAUCAGUGAUACCAGAAUUGCCAAUGUGCUUUGGAGGAUCCACCGAGCCAUGUGCCAUUGCCAAUCUCAUGUCGAUUGGUGCUCUGGGCGUAGAGCAAAACAAGAAACAUGCGAAAGUUCUUUUUGAAAUUGUUGAAAAAGAACUGGGAGUACCACAAGACAGAAUGUACAUAACAUUUCAAGACGAACCUACUGGUAAUGUUGGGUUUAAGGGCACCACCUUCCAUGCCAUUUUUGGAUAAACACAAAAUAAUACCUCUACUUAACCUGGGAUGCUUAUGUUUAAGUGAUCGUUAGUCUACUGCUAAUUUAUUAAAAUCAGAAAAAAUAUUUCUAAUUAUAUUUUUCAUUUUUUUAUUCUUUUUACUUGUGUAUCUGUGAAUGGUCUUCCUCUUGUCUACAAUGACUUGAUCUAACUAUAUAGAGUAUA
This is a messenger RNA of Hyposmocoma kahamanoa, 629 nucleotides long. RefSeq names its product macrophage migration inhibitory factor-like (gene Mif). The transcript has 3 exons. NCBI's taxonomy places the organism in Eukaryota, Metazoa, Arthropoda, Insecta, Lepidoptera, Cosmopterigidae. The coding region runs from base 82 to 441 and encodes 119 amino acids. The record is from RefSeq and is a predicted model, not a curated record. Gene Ontology annotation, molecular function: cytokine activity; phenylpyruvate tautomerase activity.